AGGACAAAGUCCUAUAAAAGUGCGGCUGGUGGACGAGGUGGUAUACAGACUGCAAACUCUUUACAAUGAAGAUCUUCGUUGCUCUUUGCCUCCUGUGCAUCGUCAUGGUGGAUUCGACACAAGGUGAGUGCGUGCCUACUAAACCCUGCACGUUCGACUACUUCCCUCUGUGUGGGUCUGACGGUCGCACCUACGGGAACUGGUGCACCUUCAAAGCCCAGAUCGACGAGUGCCAACCUAACCUAAGGCUGUCUUCCUGUGGAGAGUGUCGACAGGUUACUUCGACACGAGAAUGCGAACCAUUAAGAGCCUGCCCUCGGCAUUACAAACCCGUGUGUGGGUCUGACGGUCGCACCUACGGUAACUGGUGUCUAUUCAAAGCCGAACUGCAGUUGUGCAACUCUAAACUUGACCUGGUUCACUGCGGAGCUUGUCGCAAAGACUAAAAACGACAUCAGAUGGACUGACAACUUGCUGUCUAUGUAUUACAUUACCGGAACACACAGUCAUCUGAUUCUGGCCAUGUUCACUGUAUACACAA
Messenger RNA from Pomacea canaliculata, 541 nucleotides. Its product is annotated as turripeptide Pal9.2-like. Gene Ontology annotation, biological process: cell differentiation; multicellular organism development. The transcript has 5 exons. The coding region runs from base 66 to 446 and encodes 126 amino acids. Gene Ontology annotation, molecular function: protein binding. The record is from RefSeq and is a predicted model, not a curated record. NCBI's taxonomy places the organism in Eukaryota, Metazoa, Mollusca, Gastropoda, Architaenioglossa, Ampullariidae.